Molecule: messenger RNA, 6683 nt
Organism: Galleria mellonella (greater wax moth)
Lineage: Eukaryota; Metazoa; Arthropoda; Insecta; Lepidoptera; Pyralidae
Product: aminopeptidase N-like
Exons: 14
Coding region: 485-3691 (1068 amino acids)
Biological process (GO): peptide catabolic process; proteolysis
Cellular component (GO): cytoplasm
Molecular function (GO): peptide binding; metalloaminopeptidase activity; zinc ion binding
Source: RefSeq, a predicted model, not a curated record
CAUCAUUUAUAACUUUGCGAAGUAGCUGGCACAAUCAACUAUAUACAUUGACGAUUAAUUUUAAAUAUAAUAAAAUAAAAAAUGAUAUCUCGUGACCUAAAAGUCAAGCUCAAUUUCAUUGAUGUAGACAAUAGUUAUAAUUAUCAUCAUAAAAACGAAAUUUAAGACCGUCUAUCUUAAUAUAAUAUACCCUUUUAUCUCUACGUUCAGGGACGGAAGUAAAGAACUAGAUAACUAGGUAUCAUAUUCACGAGACCCGAACUGAACUCUUGACUUUUGUAAUAAAAAAAAUAAAACGUCAAAAUGACAAGCCGUGUGUUAUCGUAAUAGUAUCGUUGAAUUUUCGAUUUAUUUAUGUAAAAUAUAAAUUAUUGAAUAAAAUAAACACUAUUUGUGCCAAAAUGUGAGAUAGAAUAAUUAUACAUAAGAUUUUGUGUCUAGUUUAAUUUAUUACCUGUGAUAUUUUUGUUGUUAUAAUUUAAAAAUGUGUGUAAAAUUAUUUUUCACUUUAAUACUGUUUAAAUCGGUGAUUACUAAUGCUGCCAAUGAAACAAUCUCUCAAGGCAAAACCACUGAAUUCUGGGAUGAAACCGAACCUUUUGGUCAGGCAAGUUCUCCAUCUCCCGACCUGAGGCUUCCUUCAGUUGUUGUACCAAGUUUUUACAGAUUAAAGCUCAUCACAGACUUGGAACAUUCAAAUUUUUCUGGCGAAGUUUACAUCACAAUCAGAGCCAGUCAACGAGUGAAAGAAAUUAUAUUGCAUUCUAAAAACCUCAGUAUUAAUAAAGAUGCUAAGCUCACUGAACAAAUUUAUGAAAAAUUUGAUAUAUUACAUAGUAAAUCUAAGCGAGAGGUCAAUGAAAAUGUUACCAUUCCAUUGGAGAAUAAUGUCACUAAUACUGCUAUAGAAAAUAUUACUGAAAUUGUUGAUACCAAAAAUGAGACAAUUGAAAAUGGGACUAUUGCUACUAAGACACCAGAUCCUGUUGAGCCUGAAAUUAUUCGUACACCAGAAACAACUCUAUUGACACCUGUUGAUACCCAAAUCACUCAUAGUACUGUACGCAAUAUUAAAAUACUAUCAAUCACCGAAGGCACUGGUGAUAGACUGAUUCUAACCCUGGCUUCAGCUCUUACUCCUGAUGUAGACUACACUCUGCAGUUAUCAUUUAAAGGGGAUAUCUCAAACUCGUUAACUGGAUUCUACAAAAGCACAUAUACAAAUAGUCAACAGGAAGUCAAAAAAUUAGGUGUAACCCAAUUUGAGCCAACAUCAGCCAGAGCUGCGUUCCCCUGUUUCGAUGAACCAGCAUUUAAAGCAAAAUUCGAAAUAAGUAUUGCACAUCCAACAAACAUUACUGCAUUGUCCAAUAUGAAAGUAGCUACUGAAGAAGCAAUACCUGAUCGACCCGGAUGGCAGUGGACUCACUUCGACAGAUCUGUCAACAUGUCCACAUAUCUCGUUGCUUACGUACUAUCUGACUUCAAAUCACUUGAAACAAGUUACGUAAGCAAAGACAACAUAACCAAACCGAUCAGAGUUUGGACCAGGCCAGAACUGAUAGAUAAUGCUAAAUAUGCCAUCAACAUUACUCCCAGACUCUUGGACUAUUAUGAAGACCUUUUUGGAGUACCAUAUGCACUGGAUAAGUUGGAUUUGAUCGCGAUACCGGAUUUCUCGAGUGGUGCUAUGGAAAAUUGGGGCUUGAUUACAUUUAGAGAGACGACGUUACUAUUCGACGAGAAGGAAGGCGUGCCCCGCGACCGGCAGAACGUGGCCAUCGACAUCGCCCACGAGCUGGCGCACCAGUGGUUCGGUAACCUCGUCACCAUGCGCUGGUGGACCGACCUCUGGCUCAACGAGGGCUUCGCCACCUACGUCGAGUACGUCGGCGUCGAUCACAUUGAACCAAAUUGGAACAUGCUGGAGACCCUGACUCGGGACAAAAUGGACCUGCUUAGGUCCGACGCACUCAAGAACACAUCGCCAGUCUCGCGUAAAGUCAUCGACGCAUCGGAGAUAUCGCAGAAGUUUGAUGAAAUAUCGUACACCAAAGGCAGCAAUCUGAUCCGAAUGCUCAACCACACCAUCUCUGAGGACUUGUUCCAUAAGGGACUGAUGCUGUACCUUAAUAAUUGGAAGUACACCAACGCCGAAGAGAAUGAUCUAUGGGAGAGCAUGUCGGAGGCGGCGGCCGGCCUGCCGGAGUUCGAGAAGCUGUCGCUGGUGCAGUUCAUGAACAGCUGGACGAGGCAGGCCGGCUACCCGGUCGUCAACGUGCUGCGCAACUACGACACAGGAGAGGUGGAAUUUCAGCAGAAACUAUUCACAAGUACAAAAGAACCCUACCAAAGCAUGGUGGAUCAGUUAUGGCACAUCCCCAUCAGCUACGCGACGCUGAGCGAAGACGGCAGGAGCGACGAUUGGACUGCCAAACCGAAGAUAUGGCUCAACAACCGCACCAAAACGUUCACGCUGCCUAUUAACCAGAGCCAAGCUUUGUAUGUUAAUGUCGACGCUGUGGGGUAUUACCGUGUGAACUACGAUAAGAGGAACUGGGAGUUGCUCAAUAAAGCACUCAAAUCUGGCCACGUGAACUCACCAAUAGCUAAGGCCCAACUAAUUGACGAUGCUUUCAACCUGGCCAAGGCCUCUCAGCUGAACUACAGCUAUGCACUGGGACUAACUACGUGUGUCAUAGAUGGAGAAGACUCCAAGAUUGUGUGGGACCUCCUCUUGAACAAUAUGGGAUUCUUGAGGCACAAUUUGAAAGCGACUUCAGGAUAUAUUUAUUUCCAGGAUUAUAUGAGGCUAAUAUUAAAAACUCAACUGGAACGUCUGAAUUAUGGGCUGGAUAAGCCGAAGAAUGAUAAUGAGGCUUUCCUCAUUGAGAAUUUGGUAAUGUGGGAGUGCUAUGUCGAGUCUCCUAGAUGUUUACAAUGGGCGAAGAAUGAAUUCAGUAAAUGGGUAAAUGGGACGGACAUCAACAAUAACCCUAUACCAAGCUACUUACGUUCUCUGGUGUACAAUAUUGUACUGAAGCACGGCGGGCGGGAGGAGUUCGAGUUCCUGUGGAACGUGUUCCUCAACUCCAGCGACCCCACCGUCAAGAGCAUCAUCAUCAACAACCUGCCCAGCACCAACAAUGAGGGACUCAUUACUAUGUUGCUGGAGAAGAGCCUGACGGAGAUCCCGAAGCAGUACGCGAUCGCGGCGUGGUCGGUGGAGGCGCCGGCGGGCACGCGGCGCGCGCAGGCGCUGCUGCGGCGCCACUUCCGCCGCGUGCGCGCGCGCUUCGCCAGCCUCGACCCCUUCAUGCUGCCCGCCGCGCUCAGCGGCGCCUUCGGCUUCAUAGCCAGCGCCGACGAACUCCACCAGCUAAAAUCGUUUGCAAUGGAGCACAAAGAGGAGUUGUUGCCGAUGUCGCAGACUCUGCAGAAGUUGAUCGACACGGCGACACUGCGCAUCGACUGGAUCGAGCGUUACUCCGCUGACAUCAACCGCUGGUUCCAGGAUUAUGUCACCAACAAACUAACAGCGUCCCCUGUAAACGAGCCAACCACGCCCGCCUCAAACACUCCAAACAACACGACUGGCGGAUUGAAUAUAACCGAAGUGAUAUUAAAUAGUACAAAUGUACCCAUCGCCAACCCACCGAACGCCAUGCCAGUGAACCACACUAGUCUAUAAUCAAAACUUUCGCAGUACCGUCAGCAGGAGAAAUCGAACGACAAAGAAAGUUAUUGUUACAUAAUAUUUUUAUGUUGUGUAAUUUGGUGAACGACUCACGUUGCUGACUGUACUGUGUUCUUGUACAUUGCAACACAGAUAUGGAUUUAUAUGAUACAUCUACUUUGCGUGUAUUUUUUUUUGUCAAAUUGGACUCUAUUCUGAGUUCUAUCAUGAAAGGAAACAUUUCAGAAUUUUGUGGAGCCUGGGCCGAUCAAUGUACACUAAAUUAAAAAAAAAAACUAAUCUAUAACAUUUUCGGGUUUAACAUCUUUUCUCACAAACUUAUUUUAUUUUUGUAACACAAAACAAAAACAGCUGUAAAUUUAACAAUUGCAACACAAAAUCAAAUGUAGAUAUCAGUGUUAAUUUGAUUAACAUAUUAUAUACAUUUUUUUUUCUCCUAUUAUAUCGUGACAAUAAAAACGUGCGAUAUCCCUUCGGACUACGGUCUACAAAAAUGCCUAAUCUCUGUCCAUGAUCGACGCACACAUUGAUGGAUUGAUAACUAACUUUGUGUAUAUGAAUUUACCCCAAUUCAAAUAUGAUAUCCUAUUUGAACAUAUAUUUAAAUUCUUAUUUCAAAAUAAGAAAGUUGAAAUUACCUGUUGAAAUAAGGACUUCAUAUUGGAAUAGAGCGCAAUUAUUUUGUAAAAUUUGAACAUCUACUUAAUACUUUUAUAUUUUUAGUAUGUUUGUAAAUAAUUGUUUUAAUGUAAGUUAAUCUUUUCUAAAUUUAUUGUGUUCUCCUAAUACCAAUAUUGUCUAUAACUCGAUGUCCAUAGACAAUAUUUGUAUGCCUUUCUGGUAAGUGACGUUACUGUAUUUUUUCUAUUUUGUUAAUAUGUCUUCCUUAUAUGCCAGUUACUUUAUACAAACUGUCUAGUUACCAUAAACUUUAUUUUAAAACAUUUUAAUACAACUCGGUGAUGUAAAUGAUUGCAAAAUUUGUAUUAGAUUAUAUUAAAACUCAAAAAGGAUAAUAAAAACUUAACCAUAUUGCGGAUACUCUUGGAACUGAUUUUUUUUUUUUACAGGCAACACCAACAUUAGUGUAUUUUUUUUUCUGGUAUGACUACUAUUUGUUGCUACAUAAAUUUUAAAAAACAUAAUUUCCGGGAAUUUACGCAUUGUUUCUAUUUUCCUAAUUGGGUUUUAUUACUGUUAUAUAUUUACAGUCUUUAUCUUUUAUUAGAUAAGUGUUUUACAUUCACAACUUUAUUAUUUUUUAACAACGAAAAAAAAAUUAGGCUCUUUAUAAAAUCGGGAACAAAGUAUACCCUGAAUUAAAUAUAUAACUUUUCAAUAUACCUAUUUAACUGUUAGUGAGAUGGCACUUUAUUUAAAAUUACGAAUUUAAAUCGAUAGAAAGAAAUGGACCAUAAUAUAGAAAUUUUAGCUAUAAGUUAAGAUAGACUCGUUUAUUAUUAGAUGUUCCUAGUUAUAAUUGUAUUUCUAGUUGUAAGGAUAGUAUCAACUGAAUUAACAUGGGUUCCUUUUAGAGUCAACGCAAAUUUGCCUUGUUCAUGAAAAUGUCAGACCCAUAUUCAAAUAACUAUUUAACUAUUGAAAUUAUUUACCUUUUUCUUUAAGAACCUUAGUAGAUAUUAUAAAUUUAAGUUUAUAGAAGUUUUUUUGUGAAUAACAAGGCAAAAGUGGCAAUGAAAAGCGAUAAAUGGAGUGUAAAGUGGUGAUCUGCGAGUAAAAAGCCUCACUGGAUGAGUCUCUCUCGUUUCUUCGUCUCUCUUUUAUACAACUUAUUUCUUUUAUUAUACUUUUUACUUUAUUUAUAGCGUUUUGCAGCAAAUAGUUGCUCUGUUUUGUUAAAUCAAUUUCAGUCGUAUGCUUAAACCGUUAAAGUCUAUUUUCGAAUGACAACGAAUUUGACUCUUCAGCAUUCGCUGACUUAGUCCUAGUAGCAUGCCAAACCUUAUCAUGGCGCCAUUAAAGUGACUAUUUAAUAUAACCUAUCGUAUUUAAAAAAAAAAACUCCUUUUUAAUAAGAAUGGCAACUUUAGCUUUUAAAAGUUUUAUUUAUUAUAUUUUUUCUAAAUCUAUUAAAGAAAGAAAUUAUUAUAUUUACAGCAAUAAUAAUCAUGUAGUAUGUUCAAAAAUCUUUAAAAUAGGAUUCCUAAAUUCUACCAUGUUAUAUAUAAUCUGUGAUAAUAAGAAUAGAAACGACCACAGACAACGAAUCGACAACCUCAAUCUAUCAAAUAACUAGUAUCUUUCUAGUCUUAUCUCAAUUUGGGGUCAGCAUAAUGUAUUAAGGGAUUACAACUUAAUAAAUUUGCAGUCUGCAAAUUAAUAGGUUUGCAAAGAGAACUAUAUUUCUUGCAGUUUUUUUUUUUUUUUUUAAUAUUUAAUCAAUAAACGUAACACGUCAAAAUAUAACAGGAAAUCAUACCUACACUUCAUUUUAAUAAUUAUUUCUUUAUACAUACAUUUUUUUUUUUUUUAUUUAUUCAUGACCAUGGAUACAAGUCCUUCAGUCGCAGGCUUUUAUACACACAAAUUUUGCUGUGUUGCCAUUCUUAUCUCGUAUCGUAAUCGUACUAAAAUAGGUCAAAUUCUCAUGCUGUUGAUUAAUAAUUAUUACCUUAUCGUAAUAAUGGAGACAAUGUGAUUGAUAUUUGACAUUUAUAAAAUACGACAGGAGCUCUGUAAUGUGAAUAUUUAUCUUUGUUGUUGUCUUCUUUUUUUUUUUUCUUACAUUUUUAGUCUAUGUAUUUUGUUUUUGCAACUGUGUAACUUCAAAUAUUUAAUGUACAGUAUUGAUUUUUAAUGUUUUAUAUAUUGCAUAGAAAAUAAAUAGGAGCAUCUGCAUAUUCUUAUAUAUUUGUUACUCUCAAUAUAAGACCAUGAUUAUAUGUAGGAAAUAGAAUUUCUUUUGUUUUUUGUUUUUUUUUUAUGUAAAAAUUGUUCUAAAGUUACUAAUAAAGUGUGCAAUAUA